GAACCGCCCCCCUACCCCCCCACCCCCCUUAUCUCUUUCUCGCUCUAGCAUUUCUGCUCUCUCUCUCUCUCCCCUUUAAUUCUGGGAGGAAGAAAGAAAUUCAGAUCUGAAAUAUUGUGAUCCUUCUUUUUUCUGCUGAAGAUAAUUUUGUGAUUGUUUGAUUGAUUUUGUAAAUUCAUGUCGGCGUCUUCGACUUACUGGUGCUACAGAUGCAACCGAUUCGUGAGGGUUUGGAGCCAAGAUUCGAUUAAUUGCCCCGAUUGCAGCGGCGGUUUUGUGGAAGAAAUCGAUGCCUCCUCCAGAUCCUCUCUGUCGGACUCGCGGCGGCGCCGCUUCCCCGCCGCCGCGAUGUACAUGAUGCGGAACCCGGAUUCGGACCCUACUCCUGGAUCGGGUACGGGUACGGUGCGAGGGUCAAGCCCUAGGCCGAGGAGAAGCCGUAGGAACGGGGGCGAUCGGUCGCCGUUCAAUCCUGUCAUCGUCCUCCGUGGCUCCAACGAAGGAGGCGGCGGAUCUGGCGGCCGGGCGGCCCCCGGCGGUGGAUUCGAACUGUAUUACGAUGAUGGAUCCGGGUCGGGUCUGCGCCCGUUGCCGGCGAGCAUGUCGGAGUUUCUUCUCGGGUCUGGAUUCGACCGGCUGUUGGAUCAAUUGGCCCAAAUUGAGGCGAACGGGAUUGGGCGAAUCGACAACAACCCGCCGGCGUCGAAGGCGGCGAUUGAAUCGAUGCCGACGAUAGAGAUAAUCGAUCAGCACAUCGACGUCGAGGAGUACUGCGCCGUCUGCAAAGAGGCCUUCGAAUUGGGGGCGGAAGCGCGGGAGAUGCCCUGCAAGCAUCUCUACCAUCAGGACUGCAUUCUGCCAUGGCUGACUCUGAGAAACUCCUGCCCCGUCUGCCGCCACGAGCUGCCUACAGACAAUAACGAGAACAGCAACGCCGCCGCCGGAAACGUAGAUGGUAACAGAGGACACAAUGAGAUAGGAAACGACGACGAGACGGUUGGAUUGACGAUAUGGAGAUUACCUGGCGGCGGAUUUGCCGUCGGCAGGUUUUCCGGUGGGAGAAGAGGCGGGGAGAGGGAAUUGCCGGUGGUGUACACCGAAAUGGACGGCGGAUUCAACAACAAUGGCGUCCCGAGGCGGAUUUCGUGGGGUUCGAGAGGGAGUGUGUCGAGGGAGAGGGUUGGAUUGAGGAGAUUCUUGCAGAGAAUGUUUGGGUGCUUUGGUAGAGCUGAAUCGUCGCAUUCGAGCUCGAGUUUAGAUUCUAGAAUGAGCGUCACUAGCCGGGGAAUGGCCUCAGUGUUUAGCUCUGCCUCUAGACGACGUAGAGGUUGGGGUUUUGAAGUUAACGACGAGGGUGAUAGGAGAUGGUGAAGCCCGAGUGGGUUUUAUAUAUGUAUAUAGUCGGGGAUGAUGGAUGAUGGAUGAUUGGUGGUUCUUGGUAUUCGAUUUUGCUGCAGCGCCCUUAAUGGCAAUGGCAAUGGCGGGGAAUGUAGGUAGCGAAAAGUGGGGAUGGGGUAUGGAGGGGUGGGCGGGGAAUGGGUUCCGAAUUGAUAGGUCCUCUAAUGGUAGAACUGGCCCUGCUUCGCGAAGUUUAAUUGCAGCAUGCGAGAUGAGAUCGAUGACUGAGUUACUUUUUGAUACGGAAGGAUUCAUUCGACGGUUCUUGACCCAACAAACAGCCAUUUUGUACCUGUUCUUGGUUGGUUCUCUCCUAAUUAGUGAUGAUCCUACAAAGGGAGAAGGAACCUAAGAUUUAGAGAUGGUGCGUCAGCCUCGAAUAGCAAUGGCAUUGACAUGUAAAAGAUAGUAGCUCUGUCGAAGGCUUUCUCCCUUCAAAGAAGGCCAGAAUAAAAAAGUCUGGUGGUCGUAAGUAGUGUCGUGGUGUGGGGAUUGGACUUGUGACGGUGAGGUCAUAGGUUUAAAUCCGAUGUUUCAGGUUACCUGUCACACAUGAUUCGCUAGUGUAACUUGUUUGUCGGGCCUAGUUUGCAGGGUAUUAGGUGCGGUUGGGGGUUUAUCCGGUGUGCACUUUCGGGUAGCAGCAUCAAAGUUUAACCCCUUUGGUGGUAUUUAUUUAACGGUAUUUGAUUUAAAUGCGCACGAACUGCGAAUAAAUUUUAGAAUUUCAAUU
Molecule: messenger RNA, 2131 nt
Organism: Andrographis paniculata
Lineage: Eukaryota; Viridiplantae; Streptophyta; Magnoliopsida; Lamiales; Acanthaceae
Product: probable E3 ubiquitin-protein ligase RHC2A
Exons: 3
Coding region: 178-1371 (397 amino acids)
Biological process (GO): protein ubiquitination
Cellular component (GO): cytoplasm
Molecular function (GO): ubiquitin protein ligase activity
Source: RefSeq, a predicted model, not a curated record